Messenger RNA from Mucor mucedo, 1492 nucleotides. RefSeq lists its product as uncharacterized. Gene Ontology annotation, molecular function: cysteine-type deubiquitinase activity. Gene Ontology annotation, cellular component: cytoplasm. NCBI's taxonomy places the organism in Eukaryota, Fungi, Mucoromycota, Mucoromycetes, Mucorales, Mucoraceae. The record is from RefSeq and is a predicted model, not a curated record. Bases 132 to 1271 code for a protein of 379 amino acids. The transcript is spliced from 11 exons. Gene Ontology annotation, biological process: protein deubiquitination; ubiquitin-dependent protein catabolic process.
CCCACAUAAUAGAAACCUUGAGUUUGGGUAUGCAUUCUUUUCCUUUUUCCUUUUCUUUCUCUUUCUUUCUUUUUCUCUUAUAACUUUCUCUCUUUUUCUCUUUCUCUCUUAUCUUUCUUCUUUAUUCCAUUAUGACAAAAGAGACUCCUCCCGGGAGUAACUCUUGGAAUCCCAUUGCCCCAGAUCCAGGAACUUUCACAAAGCUGUGUUCUAAUAUCGGCGCAAAUGGAAUUCAAGUCGAACAAGUAGAUUUAUUACUUGACAGAGAAAAUCUGUAUAGCAUGAGACCUGUACAUGGGCUUAUGAUUUUAGCAAAACAUAAACCGGAACCGAUAUCCUACACCAUGAAUGAAACCACGAUCAAUAAUAGUGUAUACUUUUCAAACCAGAUUGUUCACGAUGCUUAUGCUAUGCAUGCUUUACUUAAUAUCUUGCUAAAUUGUGCUACGAUCGACGUCGGAAAGGAAUUAAAUAAUUUCAAACAAUUCACUCAUGAUUUCACACCAGCGUUAAAAGGACUUACGUUAACAAAUAGUCACGUAUUUAGACAGGCAUAUAACAACUUAUCUUCUAGCCAUCGCAUGAACCAAGAAGGCGAUAAAGAUAUUUACCAUCCAAUAUCCUAUAUCAAAUCUGGUGGCCAUUUAUGGGAACUGGAUGGAUUGAAAAGAGGUCCUACGAAACUGGGGAUAUGCGAUGAAAACAAUUGGCUGGAUAUAGUACAUGUCGAAAUGACUAAAAAAAUGGAAAUGCACAAUAAACAACGUAUACCCGCCACAGUAUGGGCAAUAAUUGAGGAUCGAAGACUUGUUUAUCAACGGAGGUUGAUAGGGAAAAAUUAUAUUAAAAGAGAAAUAGAAUGUAAGCUUGAUUAUUAUCAACCAGAAUGGCGGGCUACCAUGGAUAUAAAUCAAUGGGAGGAGGAAUAUAGAUAUGCCAUGAAUAAUGAAAGAAAUAAGCGCGGACAAAUAUUAUUUACACGGCUUGUACAAAGUUAUUGUGAGUCAUUUGAUCAGUUACCGCCAGAUGAACAAAUAGGCGUCAAGUCAAUUUUAAAAGAAUAUACCAAACAAGAAGACAUAAUGGAUGCCUGGUUACAAACACAAGAUGAUUCACUAAGAUUAUACGAAUGUCUUGGACUAGAAGAUGAGAAACAAGAGAUGUAUGAGAAAAACCACAUACGGAGACAGCAUGAUUACAUGCCUUUUAUCCAUUCAUAUAUCCAGGCACUCUUUGAAGAAGGCCACUUACAGCAUCUGGUUUCAAAUUAAAGAAUAUUCUAUUUCAAAUACAAACAUUCUCACCCACUACAAACAAAUCGUUCAUUAUUUAGGCUUUUUAUUUAUUUAUUUAUUUUUCCCACAAACAGAACAAACAACUAUGCAAACAAAAAAUCAGUCUCUUAAUACUAUACCAAUUUUUUCCAUCAUCUUUUUUACAGAAAGCACACUAAAAUAAAUAAAUAAAAGUUUAUGUCUUUUUUUUUUCGUUA